UUAUAAAUAGAGUUAUUCAAUUCAAUUCAUUAUAAAUCAGUUAUUUAUUCUCUUUUUGCGUCCAAAUAGCCACCGCCUCUCUCUUUUUCUCUACUCUAGCACAUUCCGUCGCUUCUCCAAUUUCAAUCUUCUUUCUCAAUUUCCGCAUGAUUCUCGCCGUUGUUUUGAGGUGAAAAAUAUAUUGGUGGAGAUUUAAGAAGGACAAAGAUUUACUUGCAUACACAACUCUGGCCAAUUUUAUAGAGAUAGCUGCAUCAAUUGGAACAGGUUUUGAUCUUUUGUUUUUCGGCUUCGGGUUUUGUUCACACAGGUUUCCAGAUACUGUUCUGUUCCAUCCUACUGAUUACGGCUAAUAAUCGAUCCAAUGUGAUUGCUGUUGAAAUGGAAGUGGUAAUUUGAUUUCAUAGAAAGUUUGAGAAUAGGUUUUGUAUUUUGAGAUGGCACUAUUAAGGUGCUUUUUGAUUUCGAAUGAGACUAAGGUGAAAAAAAAGGCGGGGAAACAAAAAUCUUUGAAAGUGAGUUUUGAUGCUCUAAUUUCCAAACUACAACAGCGGGUAUCAUCUGAGCCGCGUGAUUCGGAACCAACCACUUUUGAUGUUACUGUAACCAAUGGUUUUCAGAUAAACUCGAGGAGUGAUGUUAGGGUUAUGCGUCUUGAGAGUCCUGUGAAAGCUGGAGUGGGAGAAGUUUAUAAAGGUGGAGAUGAAACUGAGAAUGAAAAUUUGGCCUCAAUCAAGAGGGAGCUCUCGGAUUUUGAUCUUCAAUCCGAUGAACCAGCUGCAAGCAAAGAAGGGUAUGAUCCAAAAGAGAAAAACCAAGUCAGCUAUGAAUUGGAAGAUCAAAGCGAUAGAUACAGCCGAAAGAGUGACCCUGGUAUUGGGAAAUCUGAUUUUCUGGGUUCUCCAAAACUCAAGCGUUCGUGCUCGAACAUUGAAAAUAAGGAUGUUCAUAGGCAGAUAAAUGAGUACUUGUCUCCAUCAAAGUCUCCAUCUUUUGAAGACUUUCGCGACUUAUUUACAAACCCGAUGGUGAAUCUUAAGAGGUCUAGGUCUGUGAAAAGUGACUGCAGUGCUGAUAGAGUGAUGUUUAAACGACAUUCUUCGAGUCAAGUACUCCCGUCUGGAAGUAAAAAAUUGUGGUGGAAGUUGUUCCUCUGGAGUCAGAGGAACAUACAUAGAACAUUCUCUAGAAAAUCGAAACUUGUUCCUGCUAUUAGUUCUUUAAGCGAUCAAUUAGGGUAUUCUUCCGACACCCUCGAACCAAAACAAUUGAAGGCAAUGAAACAUGCGCAAUCCUCCGUGUCAUUUACUACGCAAUCCAUUAGCGAAAUCACCGAUGACAAUGAUCAAAGGCAGAACAGAUUUCCUAACCAAUGGCUUGCUUUCUCGACAGAAUCUUCUUCUUAUGCUAGGGUGGAUGCAUGGGUCAAAGAUCUUGAAAUUCAGGAACCGGUUCCGGAGGAUGGUGUUCUUGAUCACAACGCCGGAAGCAUUUCCUUCCCGCCUUUUCCUGAUGCCGGUAGACCAAUGAUAGGAAGCACAUCUCAGUUGCCUGAUUCAAAUUCCAAUCUUUCAAAGGAUAUUUUGAAAGCCAAUAGUAUGGUCCAGUCUCUAAAUCCAGCUUCAUCGGUUGCUCACAUAUCCGGCAUUGGUAUAAAAGUCAUUCCCAUGAUAUCACACUUCUCCAAUCUCCGCUCUGUCAAUUUGUCCAACAAUUUCAUAGUUAGCAUCAUAGCAGGAUGUCUACCAAAGAGUGUUCAAACACUUAAUUUGUCAAGAAACAAGAUUAGCACCAUCGACGGUCUCAAAGAAUUGACCCGGUUGCGAGUACUUGACCUAAGUUACAACUGCAUCUCAAGAAUUGGACAAGGUUUAUCAAACUGUACACUUAUCAAGGAGCUAUAUCUUGCUGGAAACAAGAUAAAUGAUAUUGAGGGGCUACAUAGGCUGUUUAAGCUAACAGUUCUGGACUUGAGCUUCAACAAAAUCACAACAACGAAAUCGUUAGGUCAGCUCGUGGCUAACUACAACUCACUCCAGGCUCUUAAUCUACUCGGAAACGCUAUUCAGAGAAACAUCGGUAACCAACAGCUGAACAAGUCUGUAUCGGGCCUUCUUCCAAAUCUGGUGUUUCUGAAUAAACAACCUCUCAAGUCUAAAAGGGGGGCACGGAACAUAUUUAUGAAAAGUGUUGCCAAUGCUGCACUUGGGAACAGCAAGAAGAGGAGCUCCGGAAGAAGAUUGAUGAAUCGAGUUGGACAACAGCGAGAAGGAUCGGGUGCCGCGUCAAAAAGCACGAACGGGACAAGGAGGUAAAAUUCAAAAGGACAGUUGCUUGUAGAAGGAACAAGUCAUCAGAAAUUUGUUCAGUUUUGGUGUUUAGAAUGUUUCAUUUGUAUAUAAAUAAGAGAAAACUCAUUUUGGUAAUAUACAAUUACAAUGCCUCGUGUUUAUAGCAUAAUAAGAGGAAACUGUGUGUGCAUUGAAUAAUGUCUUUUGUUUUGUUAAAUGUUGAAGUGAAGAGUUUGGAACUUGA
Molecule: messenger RNA, 2535 nt
Organism: Lathyrus oleraceus (garden pea)
Lineage: Eukaryota; Viridiplantae; Streptophyta; Magnoliopsida; Fabales; Fabaceae
Exons: 5
Coding region: 438-2315 (625 amino acids)
Cellular component (GO): cytoplasm
Molecular function (GO): protein binding
Source: RefSeq, a predicted model, not a curated record